This is a messenger RNA of Dendroctonus ponderosae (mountain pine beetle), 6332 nucleotides long. RefSeq names its product complexin (gene cpx). The record is from RefSeq and is a predicted model, not a curated record. NCBI's taxonomy places the organism in Eukaryota, Metazoa, Arthropoda, Insecta, Coleoptera, Curculionidae. Gene Ontology annotation, cellular component: terminal bouton; SNARE complex. Gene Ontology annotation, biological process: neurotransmitter transport; synaptic vesicle exocytosis; regulation of neurotransmitter secretion. Gene Ontology annotation, molecular function: syntaxin binding.
UGCCGCCAACAAUCUACUCCUCAGGUGAUCGCUCAUUGUUAUUAUCUUAGUUGUGUGGGCUGAUAAGCUAGUGACUCCCCAACGUGCAGCCAUUGUAAUUGCCCUGCCUGUUUGUGUGUUUUUUAAUCAAAAAAAACAGCCAACUUCUUGACAAACAUUUUCUGAAUAGUUGUUGGUUUAAGCGGCUGACAAGGUUCAAGGUCUGAUAAGUAAAUCAGACAUUUGAAUUGUUUAUUAGUGACGGUGAUUGUAUUUCUGUUAUGAAUAUUAUUGUUCAGAAGGCUGCUUUGUUUGUGGUUUUGUGGAUUUUGAAGAAUUCCUUCAAUUGAUAAGUACAUAACAUCAUCAGCAACAAUGGCAGCAUUUGUGGCAAAGCAGAUGGUGGGAAACAAGCUGAAUGCUGUGAAAGGAGCGGUCGGUGGCGAUAACGAUGAUGGAGACGACAAAGAAAAGGAGGAGGAAGCCGAAAGGGAGAGACAAGAAGCGAUCCGAGAAGCUGAAGAGCGACGCAAAGAAAAGCACAGAAAAAUGGAGGAGGAACGCGAGAAGAUGAGACAGGAGAUCAGGGACAAGUACAAUAUAAAGAAAAAAGAAGAAGUAGUAGACCCUAUCCAAGAAGAGCCCAAUCCGUUGAUGCGGAAGAAAAAGACGCCCGAAGAGUUGGCUCGGGAGGCAGAGGCGGAGGAUGAGGACGAACUUACAAAACUCAAGAACACAAUAGAAACGAGCGUUAAUGAGCUCAGGUCUCAACUCGAAAGUAAAUGCGUAAUGCAAUGAAUAAGGAGACACCCAUACCGACACAUACUGCGGGCCCCUGCGGGCAAACCACCACCAUUAGACUAUAAAAAAAUAAUAAUUUGUUAAUUUAGUUAGUAGUCGUAACACCUGUGAUGUGAUUUACUUAUGGUCAAAUAAUGUACUCGACAUAGUCGAUGAAAAGGGUUCCGAGGCGUUAUGGGGGUAGAAAAGCGAAUCCCUGCAACCCUUAUCAGCGUCACGUCGCAUCAACCCUUGCGUUGGUUAAUGUUUUUUGCUGUAUAAUAUUUUGUGGUUGCACAGAUAUAUUGCCCCUCCCCCCAAAAAAGAGACUGCGAUAAACAAUUAACAAAGUAACAAAAUUAUUAUGAUGAGCGCAGGUUGUCAUAAUACUUUUGUCCUAGAAUUAUUAAUUGUUGUUACCAUUUUUCUAGGUAGAUAAAAAUAUAGUUAAACGUGUAUUUUUUUGUAUCGCCAAAGUAAUAACAAUACCUACGUAGAAGGAAAAGUUUCGGUUUCGGGUAUUUUUUUAAAAGAACGAAUGAAUGAUUGAGAGACGCUUCGAACAACUCUGCCUUUUUUCUCAAACAAAAAACUUUCAAGCACACACAUUUGCUCGAACUCACACCAAGAUUGCUCAUCCAAAUUCCCUAAAUGGUGGAUUAUGCCGGUUUAAUUGUCAAUCGAAAUAGCUAUUUCGCAAACGUUCAAAUCCAUACAGUCGAAAGCUUUAGCGCAAUCUUCAUAUAUCAAAUAGUGUGUGUUUUUCACUGCUGUUGAGACGUGAGAAAUAUUUUGUAUUAAAAACUUUGCAAAUGUAAUAAAUAUCGGUGUUAUAACCCUUAUUGUACAAAACGAUUUUGCAAAAACUUAACAUCAGCAUUCUGCAGUUUUUCGAAUUCUCUGCAUAGUUUUGAACGAUUUCGAUUGACAAAAAAACGAGCUUUUUAAAUUCAGUAUUAGGCCUGUUGAAAUAAAGUUCAAAGCGAACAUUCCAUCAACAAUUUGUCGAAAACGAAAUGGGAUUAAGCUAAUUUUACGAGGACACUUUGCCCAUGGUUGAGUGCAAAUUGCUCUGUCACUAAUGCAAUUAGGGUUUUGAAAAUUUCGAUCAUGGCCAAUAAUUGACGGUCCUGUAAAAUGUUAACUUUUCCCAUUCGUCGGGGUGUUUUAUAAGCAAAUAAACCACGAAACUGAAUCAGCAAUUGCCUGAAAACAAUUACUUUUCUUAGGAAAAUUACUUUUUUGCUUUCGACGUGUAAUAAGUUGAAGCAUGAGUCGCCGACUAAUAAUUAUUGUGCCGUGUUUAUUGUUGUUGCUUUCUCUUUCUCUCUUACAACACACGCGCCAUUCCGUUAGCAAUCAGUUACUAUGCAUUAAUGCCAUUUAAAAACAUGACCUGGAAGCUGCACGCAAAAAUUUAGCCCGAUGCAUAGUGGCUAAUUGGUCGCUUUGUUGACAGAAACAGUAUCAUAUCCAGAAACGACCAAUCAACCAGAUUCCUACAACACGCAUUGAUCAAACGUAGAAAACACAGCAACAAAAAUCUAGCUAUCUUGAAACCUUGUGAAACUCAAACUGGAGGUCAUUUUUUUAUCACCGUUGGGCGCAAAUCUUUCGCCAUCAGUUUAGCUAUUUUUUCAACUCGAUGCUCUUCUCUAUAAAAAUCCUUUCUUGACUGCCGGCACGGAAAAGCGGCUAUAUUUGUAAAUAACAAAAUAAUUUUUAAGACAAUAAUAAAUGUAACUUGUAAAUAUUUUUUAGGAGUUACGUACUGAGAAAAUGAAGCCAUUUUUCUUCCAUUUUGUAUUAAGAAUGUCUGGUUAUUUCUAAAGGUAACUGUAUGAGUUAUUUGAAAAAUUCACUUUGGUAUAGUUGCAAUUGCGGCUAAACGUGAUGUUGAUAGCUGUUGGUGUACAAAAUUACCCUUAAAACGCCAUAUAAUUAUACUUUGAGCGUUUCAAAAGUAAGUUUAAGACGGUUUCGCAACGUCGUGGAUCGUGGAAAAUCGUAAAAAAUUUCAGUGCCGAUUUCCAGGCUCCAGGAACCUAUUUUUAUUUUUACUCUCAUUAUUUGUCAGAGUAUUUUUAGUGGCAAUUGCAAUUGACCAAAAAUCUGCAACUGCACUAAGUUGGGAAAACCUCAGAUAGCUUCUUUCAAAUUUCUCUGACAAAUCAAUGCGUACCAACGGUGCAAAAAAUUACCUCUGAACGAAUCGCAAUUAAAUAAUUUAUUUUUAUACCAAGGCUUUCAGACUGAAGUGAAAAUUUAAUUAUAAUACUUGAACAUUUUCUAAACAUGUAAAUCUGCCUAACAUUGUCCCUUUUCAAAAAUAAUCUUUUAAUGUUAAGAUUACAUAGGGUACCUUCUACGAGUUCAUUUACAGGUUGUACUUUCAGAAGCAGAGAUGUUAAAUUCAAGUGUUUGCUGCAUUGUGGGCGUUUUAUGAACAAUUUUACGCAAAAUACAAAAUACGCAUGUUACCUGGACCUGUAACUGCAACCUAUAACCGCAACAUGUAAACUGUUAUGCAGAAAUGAGUGUCUUAAAUUUUUUAAUCUGUUUUGUUUCCCAACUUUGCAUCUUGAACUAUAUCUGUAUAUCUAACUAUAUCUGCCCAAAAACUUGCAGUUACACUUAUCCUUCUAAGACAUUGCAGACGAUGACGAUUUUUUGCGAAAUACUGAAAAUAUAUCCAAGCAAACACUUAGGCCGAUUGGUUAGCCAAUGCUGAUUUGUUCUGCAAUGUAUGACCGUGUAAUUUCUCACUUAUCUAGCUGUCCCCAGUUGAGCUUACGCAUAAAGCUUAACUGGGUGCAAAGACACAGUAUCAACUACAUACUUCUUUCCUUACAGCAUGUAGACUCUAAUAUAUAUCUCUAACUAUGCAAAUUGUAGUAGCUGAUAGGCUGUAACGUACUGUACGUUUGAAGUGUCGUUGCUGACUCAAACAGUUCAAACAAACAAGGCAAUUAUCGGUUUAGCACCGAUAUUAGCAACGUCUCAACUUAAUGGCGUGUUGCAAUAUCAAUCCAGUUAGUUCGAUUGAACGAUAUUCGAACAUGCCAUGACGUUGGGACACUCUGUAUAUGAAGAUACGCAACACAAAACGUGGAAUUUGGGUGAAAUCAACGUGAAAAUAUACUUUAGGGGAUUGUUUAAGGGUUUUGUCAAAUGAAACUAUUUCGGUACUCCUUAAACGAUGCAGGUCCUAAGCAGCCCAAACACUAUACACUACCUAUUAGGAAAUAAUUUAUUCGAGACGUAUAUAAUCACUAACGUAAUGCAAAUCAAUGCAAUUGUACUAGUUCUUAAAGCAUACUUGAUGCCUUUGCAAGACGUGCAUCGAUUGCACGGUUGCACAGUUUUACCUAAAACUGCGAUCUGUCGGCACAGGGUAAAGUUUAGCUGAGACCUGAUAUAGUAAAUACUUUUAUAUUUACCUAAAUGUCUGGAUACUGGAUACGAGAACGGUGCAACAUUGCAUUCGACGUGCCAUUCUUGAUAAAACGCAUCAAGAAUUGUGUAGGUCUUUAAAAAGCUUGUUCUAUUGUUCUACUCUAAUCAAUAAUAUGAUUUGGCAGAAUCUAAGGUGUAAAGUGUUCAGAUAUCGGUCUGGGCUCGGAACUGGUGAUGGGAAUAAUCAUAUUGGUUUAAUACAUGAGGUGUUAGUGAUAUCGCGCAUUGAAUAAUCGAUCGAUUGGACAUUCGAGUUAUUCAAUCCAAUUAAAUAGCAUCAUAGUGCGAUUGAAAAAGUGAAUAAAACCUACUGCGCAUUGAAUGAAUCAAUUGCAAUUUUUUGUCACUGCCGUCAGAACAGUGCAACCAAUUACAGCUCAAUCAAAUAAAGCCCGGAUCUUCCAUGCCAAUUGCAAAUAAUUAAAUUCGAUUCUUCUCAUCACUACUAGGAACCUAGUCAAAUUGUUCCAUGCCUCCCACUUCGGUUAAUCAAUUCAUGGAUUUAAAAGUGGGCCCAGACUAAUUGCCUAUUCAACUGUCUUUACUGCUUUCACAUUGACCAAAUCUUCAAAACCAUCCUAUGUUACGUUAUAUUUGGAUUUAAUUCAAUCUUGCUCAACAACGCUCGCAUAGCCUGCACCCACCUUGCUUAACAUUAAAUAUCCAUUAUUCUUUCUGGUAUUCCACUUGUAAAACCGAAUUUAUAUGGUGGUCGGAACACAUGCAGUUCGAAUUCUAAUCCCAAAUUGCAAAUUAAAACAACAACGUACCUGGAUUGCGAUUCGAAGCAAGUGUAGUACGUCCCGAAAAUCCUGGCAAAUGUGAAUGUUCCUAAAUUCUCUUUCAAAGUCGCGGACAACCUCUCCAAUGGCACGCCCAAUCAGCACCUGUAACAAAUGCAGUUCUGAAUGACUGUGGAUAAAACCCUUGUAAAAGAAAAACAUUCGAAAUCGAAAAAAAAAGUUGCUGAAACACAAUAAACAACGCAUAGAACCAGUCGUUAAAAACUAAAAAGCCUGUGUAUUUAUUAAAAUACUAUUCAUAUUAACGAAAAUGUUGAUUUCCAAAUUGGUGGGCUGUCCAGCGUUCUCCUUCCUUAUCUUAUGACAAAGAAAUUAAAAGCAAUGCGUAGAUUUACCUAAACCAGGUGUGUGAUAUAUUGUAAGUAGAACUUUUAUUACCCAUACAUUAGUCGAUAAUCCCGUAGUGUGACGUACUAGCACACGUACAACCAUUAUACGAGAUCACUUUUUCUAGUAGGAGUAUAUAGAAUCCAUUUAUUGUUAGUAAGUAUAGAAAUAGCGAGGGCAUAUUAUUUAAAUGCGGGAAAUUUCGAUGUUGUAUGAUCCGUAACGCCGAAGACAGUUUCUUAAACCAAAACCAGUUGUAGGCGCACUAGCUAAUAUUCUAGAGACAACGACACAUAUGUAGUUAACUCUAAUAAGCUGUAAUUUCAUACUCUAGUUCUAUAACUGUUAGUUCUUCACUUCUCGGUGUCAUUUGUGACUCCGAUUCUCCAAAGUCACUGUUGAUUACCCACAGAUUGUUCUCAAUAGUGACUUGCUAGGCUUCUGCUUCACUAAACUACGUGUAAUCCCAAAAAGUAGAGAUAAUUUCGUGACAAAGAAAACCCAUGUGAAAAUUGUUAUUGAACUAAUCAAUGUUGUAUUGUUAUAAUCAUGAAAAUGAUAUUCGCAAAUUACAUUGUAAUGUAGAUAUUGUUGUUGAAUCGGAUUUCGAGCAGCGUCUGUUUUAACUACUUUUCCAAAUUAAAUUUUUCUUUGUCUAUCAUCCCCAGGCUCAAGCGCAUUUCCCGGGAACAAUUUUGGGGAGACUCCGAAUUCGCAAUUGCAAACUAAACUGAGAACAGGUAAUGCUCGAGAUCGUAUAGUUGUUUUUCGUAUCUAUACAUUCAUUAACCAGUAACAGUGUUUCCCCAGCUGAAAAAGAAACAAGGAACACGUUUUGUAGAUGCUGAGUACCUUUAAUAGUUAAGGGCUGUUCACGUUGUUAUAUAAUAAAUAUAAGUCUUAGUCAACAGACUUGAUUGUUGUUAGUUGUAAACACCUACAACGUUAUUGUAAAAAGAAGGUCUUAAUAAAAAUAUUACAGUUUAA